This is a messenger RNA of Perkinsus marinus ATCC 50983, 1527 nucleotides long. Its product is annotated as Be158, putative. The transcript has 13 exons. The record is from RefSeq and is a predicted model, not a curated record. The coding region runs from base 1 to 1527 and encodes 508 amino acids. Lineage: Eukaryota; Perkinsozoa; Perkinsida; Perkinsidae.
AUGAGCAAGCAUGAGGCCGAUGCUCGGGCUUCGAAGUUGCAGAAAAUGAGAGAGGAGUUAAUGGAAAAAGAGCGACAGGAGAUGGAGGCCAGCAAGGUAUCGGUCACUAAGGAACAAUUCUGCCCGCCUAGUAGACAUCGACCGGCUUUGAAUGGAAGUUCAGCGUUUGCUGAGUCAAUGAGCCAACACAAAGGCAAGGAUGCUGUGGACACAAGGCGAGCCAAAGUGAAGCAGCUCACAUUGCAGUAUUCAGCUGAGGAGGAAGCCAAGAUAGACGCGGCCAGAUUCAAGAAGCCGGGCAAGUCGGCUAAAACCGUUGACAUCCGUGAGAUUACCAAUAGGCUGUAUGCUGAUGGAGAGAAGAGGCGUGCUAAGUUGGAGCAAAUGCAGGAGGAGGCCGAGCUGAGGGAGAUUGCUGAGUGCCAAGGAUUUCGUCCGAGAGUCUCUCAAGGAAGUACUUUCCAACCUCUCGCCAGGGUCCCGAGGAUGGAUAAGAGAGAUCGAGAUGUCACCGGUUCGAUUCCUGGGACCAGCAUGAGCGCCAAAAGGAAGAGCGCUGGUCAUCAACGUCUGUAUGCCGAGUCGCAGGCUCGAAAAGAGAGGAUGGAGAAGUUGGCCCAGGCCGUGAAAGCGGAGGAGGACAAGGAAUGUACCUAUCAGCCCAACUUGCGGAAGUCAUUGGGCCGAUACAGGCCCACGAGCAGUUCCAAUUUGGGUGGCCGCAGAUCUCCGAUUGGCAGUGGUGGGGUUCAUGAGAACCUCUAUCGUGAGAGGGCUGCCAGAGAUGAGCGCAUCCGGAAGAUGAGAGAGGAGAAAAAAGCUCUGGAGGUUUGCAUUAUGGGCUCUCGAAGUACCCCUAAAACGCCGAUGGGGAAGGAUCUUCAUGCCUCCUUCCACGAUGAGGCGCAUAAGCGGAAGGCGGAGGCUGAAGCUGUAGAGAAGGAGAAAGAGGAGAUGGUUAAAUCACUCCCCCAUGCCUCCAGGAGGACACCCGUCGGAGUUGGUCUAAGUGAUGGUCUUUUAUUUGAGGAGUCCAAGAUGAAAAAUGAUGAUGCUUUGAUGAUGAGAGUGAAGGAAAAGGAAGAGAGAAAGGCGGCUGUCCUUGACAAGGGGAACAUCGAUAGGUCCUCUGCCAAUCGUCGAGCUCGAAGUUGUGACUCUACUAUGGCUGGUCGUAGAGGAGUUAGUCGACUUGAAGCGAAAACCGAUGGAGUCGAGGGCCAAACACGACCACCAGAGGUGUUCUCCAUCGACAUUCCUGAUGUGACUCCUGACAGCAGCUCGAGGAGUUCGAGGCCUCAUUCAGCCGACCAGCCUAGGAGAUCAACACAGAAGAUCAUCCUAGGCUUCAAGGAAGAAGUGAAGAUCCCGAAAAGGAGGAAGCCUGUUGAGGCAUCUCGACUGGAGACCGCUCCAGACCAACCGGAUGAGGAGAGGGAGGCCCCUGUGGAGGGACUCGCCAGGGUCAUCCUAUCCGACAUUAUAACAAUUGUAGAGGAGAAGACGACGGUGACCAUCGACAGUUAA